Molecule: messenger RNA, 1551 nt
Organism: Synchiropus splendidus (mandarinfish)
Lineage: Eukaryota; Metazoa; Chordata; Actinopteri; Syngnathiformes; Callionymidae
Gene: wdr54
Product: WD repeat domain 54
Exons: 9
Coding region: 312-1322 (336 amino acids)
Biological process (GO): ubiquitin recycling; proteasome-mediated ubiquitin-dependent protein catabolic process
Cellular component (GO): nucleus; cytoplasm
Molecular function (GO): ubiquitin binding
Source: RefSeq, a predicted model, not a curated record
ACGCAAAGAAGACGUAGUCUCUAUGGUUCCGGAGGACGCGGAGUCCCUUGUUGCUAAAGGUAGUCUUCACUUCAGGUAGUGGCGCUUCUGAGCGACGUAACAACUUGUUAAAACUGACCGGUUUGCAUGGUCCGAGUUCCUGUCAGCCACUAACUGCAGCGACGCUGUAUUUUGUCCUCCUCUGUAGCUGUUUAUCGCCUCCUAGCAUGUUGCUAAUGCUACAAGAUAAGCUGGACCAAAUGAGCAACGGCACAUUUUAACCAACUGGUUAUCCUCAUGCUUGACAUAUAACACAUUGACAAACCGUCACGAUGUAUCACAAAGAGAAGAGCAUUCAGAUCAAGAACAGCGCCUCGGCGCUGUAUAACAACCUGAGCGUGUUGCGCAUCGCCCCGCGGCGCCUCACCUACUUCACGGUGGUUCACGCAAACAUGGUCAACAUGGUCAGCGCGUCCUGGGAUGGACUGGACUACUCCCACCGGCAGCUGCAAUCCAAGGAGCCCACUGUGGCCACCAGCCCGUCACUCAUCAUGCAGGCUGCGUUUUGUGUGCUGCCAUCCCGUGACCUGCUGGUCGUGACCUCCCAGAAAGGCAUACAGAUGUAUGAGUCUGAUGGUUCCAUCCUGGUGUACUGGCAUGCCCUGGACACUCCAGAAACCCCCACAGCUCAGGCCGUGUUUGCACGCGGGAUAGCGGCAGUGCGGGAGAAUUACAUAUGUGUGGGCAUGUCAACAUGUGGGAUUCUUGUCUUCGAUGUGCCGAGUAAAGGCAGUAACAUCACGCUCUCCGAGGUCCUUGAAGAGCACAAGGAACCCGUCACCGACAUGGCGUCCGAGUGCUCUGGCAGCCAGGAGUGCAUCGCUGAUCUGGUCAGUGCAGAUGAUGGUGGCAACAUGUGUGUGUGGAAGGCUGGAGAGGAGUUCCACCUCCUCAAUAAAAUCCCAGGAUUUGACAUGACCUGCUCAUCUGUCAAACUAUGGAAAGGCACGGUGUUGGCUGGGUACGGAACCGGACAGAUCCGUGUUUACGAGGCAGUGACAGGAAUUAUCCACGCUGAGGUCAACGCUCAUGCUCGCUGGAUUUACUCGCUUGAUAUCGCUCCUUUCUCUGGACUGCUGCUGUCUGCUGGUGAGGACUCUUUGGUCCGGGUUUGGCAUCUUACACUGACCCCAGAAACCAACAGCGUGGAGGUUGCUCAUCUCCACAACGAGUGUGUGACAGACACCCAAAUCUGCGGUGCCAAGUUCUGUGACGGAGACGGCUAUGCGUUUGCAGUAACAGGCUAUGAUUUGAGUGAAAUAAUCCGCUACACUCAAACGUAAAACACUGAAUCUUCUUUAGUGCGUGGAUGCUACAUCAGUUUGUCAGUUAUUCCCACUGACAGAAUGUGUAUGAAGAUCAGAGGCUGGUCCACAUAGCAGUGAAACAGGGAAGGUAUUUCACUUUCUUAAAAGUUAUAAAUGUUUAUCAGGACUCGCAUUGUUGUGUCUGAAACAUUAAGUGUAAAUAUUCAAGCGUGUCUAUGAAUGUAGACUGAGUGAAUAAUAAAAU